UCAAAAUCAAAUUAGACAUUCAAAAGAAAACAUUUAUUAUAGUAUAUUUUUUUCUCUUUAUGAGAAGAUGAAAUUUUUUCUAUGAUCCAUUUCAAUUAAUCAAAUUUCAUCAAUAUACACACUAUGUAAUCCAUCUUUAUAUAGAUGCACAUAUAGAUAGGUUGAUUAUAUCUAUAAUCCCUUGUUUUUACCUCUGAUUAAAAAUGUCAACCGGUUCGUCCAACGACCCAAGCCCCAACAACACUGAAACCGCUAUAGUUUAUCAUCCCUCAUCUUCAUACAACGAGGCUUCAAAUGGCCAAUCUCACACUAGCUUCAACUACCAGAAGUCUUAUCCUCCCGCUGAGGCUGAAUUUGAUGAAAUCGCUCAAAACCCAGAAAUUUUCCUGGAAAAACUCAAGGGUUUUCAUGGAUCUUUCGGUACCAAGUUUAAGGUUCCUACUAUGGGAGGAAAGGCUCUAGAUCUGCAUCGCCUGUUUCUAGAAGUCACAUCUCGAGGUGGCAUUGAAAAGGUUAUCAACGAUCGCAAAUGGAAGGAAGUGAUUUCGAUUUUCAAUUUCCCACCAACAAUAACUAGUGCAUCUUUUGUCUUGCGGAAGUACUAUCUAUCGUUGCUUUAUCACUUCGAGCAGGUUUAUUACUUUCGGAAAGAAGUCCUUUCCAUUUCACCGGAUGAUCCUGCAAGCAGGAUCCCUGUCAAUGGAUCAGCAGCCCCACAUGUUUUUGAGGAUGGUGCCACUACAAAUCAAUUGGCGGGUCACGUGAACUUUGUCUUGGAGCCCGGUAGUACGGUCACUGGAACCAUUGAUUCAAAAUUUGACGUUGGGUAUUUGAUUACUGUCAAUUUGGGCUCUGAGAAGCUGAAAGGUGUCCUGUAUCAAACUCCUACCCCGUUACAUGCAUCUCAGAAUUUUAAUACUUCAGCUGCACCUCCACACCGGAACAACCACAAGAGAUACCAGCUGGCAUUAAGAGAUCCCUCUCGGCCCCAACCAAGUAGGAGUGGAUACAAUUUUUUCUUUGCUGAACAUUACAACAGGCUAAACUCUUUACACCAGGGGCAAGAAAAAGCCAUCAGCAAGAAUAUUGAAGUUUUAUGGAGCAGACUCACAGAUGCUGAAAAACAGGUUUAUGAGGACAAAGGGUUAAGAGACGAGGAGAGAUACAGGAGCGAACUGUCGUAGUACAGGUUUUCCAACAAUUCCAAAGAUCAAUAGUUUCUGAGCUUUAGGUUAUUUUAGCCAAACUUGUCUAUAGACAUCAUCAUCAUCUUUCUUUCUUCUUCCUUGAUUGUUCUUGUUGCUAUGUUGUAUUUUGUGUUGUUUUGUUGCCUUUAAGCCCUUGAAAUAAAUAACCAGACAAACUAGCCCUUUCGCUAGAGUACUAUUAGGUACUGGUGCAUUUCAAUAGAAGAUACACAAUGGAAGUGUAGGCCUGUGUCUCUCUUCUUGUGUCUGUAGCAAAGGUCGGGGCAAAUUCAUGUAAAAUAUCUGGUGAAUUUCAUAUUUUAUGAAUGGGAUUGCUGAAUGGUGACAUAUUUGCUACUA
Molecule: messenger RNA, 1547 nt
Organism: Camellia sinensis
Lineage: Eukaryota; Viridiplantae; Streptophyta; Magnoliopsida; Ericales; Theaceae
Product: high mobility group B protein 10
Molecular function (GO): DNA binding
Source: RefSeq, a predicted model, not a curated record